This is a messenger RNA of Penicillium waksmanii, 1128 nucleotides long. RefSeq lists its product as uncharacterized. The transcript has a single exon. The record is from RefSeq and is a predicted model, not a curated record. NCBI's taxonomy places the organism in Eukaryota, Fungi, Ascomycota, Eurotiomycetes, Eurotiales, Aspergillaceae. Bases 1 to 1128 code for a protein of 375 amino acids.
AUGGCGUGGUCGACUGAGGGCAUCGUCCCUAAACAUUUAUUCCUUAUACUUCUUAUAUUUCUGAUCAUCAUACAAACAACUCGCGGUCACGCACUUGACACCCCCGAAAUUUUCGGACGCAGCACUGAUACUUGCUCCAACUCAUACAACCAAUGUGGCACCUCAUUCCCUAACAACUUCUGGUGCCCGACAUCAUCCACCUGCAUCGGUACAAGCGAUAACACCACAGCCAUCUGCUGCCCAUCCGGCCAAAGCUGUGAAUACAUCUCGCCCAUCGACUGCGACAUCCAACAGCAAAAUGCCACCACUUACCCCAAGAGCACCGUCAAGACAACCAAACUUGACGGCAAACUCAAGUCCUGCGGCGAUUCCUGCUGCCCAGUUGGCUACUCCUGCGUCUCAGACAAAGUCUGCGUCGCCGACAAAUCAACCACAACCGCCUCCCCAUCCACCUCAACUGGGUCAACAGGCGCAACAUUCACCAUCGUCCCAUCCCCGUCAGCCUCAACAAGCUGCGACUCCUUCCCACCAAAGGCAAUAAUAGCCGGCUUCUUCCCAGGUGCCAUAUUCGGCGCCGUCCUAGCCCUAUUGAUAACGACCUGUCUCCGACGACGCGCGCACAAAAAGAGCCAAACCCAAGACCAGAAAUUCAUCCCCCACUGGUCCCAACGCACAUCCAGCGGCGCAGUAAUGGGAAUAUCCAGCCCCAUGGCCUCAGAAGACGCCUCCUACCGAACAGACUUCCUCCUCCGCCCCUCAGCACGGAACUCAGUAGGCGGACGGUCCACACGAUCACGCCUUACCCGCACAGGAAGUCGAGUCCGCAGUCUCUUUAAUCCCGCUACCACCUCAAGACCAGACAAAGAAAAGGACGUCCCACCUCUGCCCAGCUUGCCUAAUCCCGUUCCGGCGCCCGUCACCCCGCCCCGACAGCGUCAGCCGAGUACUGAGAGUAUCAAAAUCUACUCGCCGCCGGGGGCUUUUGCGCAAUCGAGGAAGUUUCUAGGUCCCGAGCCGUAUCCUAGUACGGUUGCGAGGCCCGAUACGACUUUUUCGGAUCUGAUGAAGAAUGUUGGGUUUAGUGAUGGGAAGGGGAAUCCGUCGUAUAAGGUUUCGGAGGAGAAGUAG